AUGCCAUUGCUGGUCGUUAUUAGCGGCCCCUCAGGUGUGGGGAAAGAUGCAGCCAUUGCUGAGUUGAAAAAGAAAGACAAACCCUGGCACUUCGUCGUGACUGCGACCACACGCGCGCCAAGACCAGGCGAAAGCGAUGGAAUAGACUACAUCUUUCUGGACGAGGGCACGUUCAAAAAACUUCGAGAAGACGAUCAGCUCUUGGAAAGUGCCGAGUAUGCCGGCCGCUGGUACGGUGUGCCCCGGAGCCAGGUAGCGGAAGCAAUGGAAACCGGCAAGGAUGUAUUUCUGAAAAUCGACGUCCAGGGAGCCGAGUCAAUUCGGGCACUUGCUCCGGAGGCUCUUUUUAUCUUUCUGGCUCCCGGGUCCAUCGAAGAAUUGGCCGGCCGAUUGAACCGGCGGCAAACAGAAACCCCCGAAGAACUGGAAAGGCGCCUCCAAAUUGCGCGCCAGGAACUGGCCCUUGCCGGGCAAUACGAUUACUGCGUAGUUAAUCGUGACGAUAGCCUGGAUCAAGCGGUGGCAGAAAUCGAAGCCAUAAUCGUUGCGGAAAAAUGUCGCGUACGACCCAGGAUUGUGCGGUUUUCAUAA
Geodia barretti is the source of this 591-nucleotide messenger RNA. Lineage: Eukaryota; Metazoa; Porifera; Demospongiae; Tetractinellida; Geodiidae. The record is from the annotation of a GenBank genome assembly.